Messenger RNA from Trypanosoma conorhini, 357 nucleotides. RefSeq names its product 60S ribosomal protein L13a. Bases 1 to 357 code for a protein of 118 amino acids. The record is from RefSeq and is a predicted model, not a curated record. Gene Ontology annotation, molecular function: structural constituent of ribosome. NCBI's taxonomy places the organism in Eukaryota, Euglenozoa, Kinetoplastea, Trypanosomatida, Trypanosomatidae. Gene Ontology annotation, biological process: translation. Gene Ontology annotation, cellular component: ribosome. The transcript has a single exon.
AUGCUGCCCCGCUACACCAAGCGCGGCCAGAAGGCGCUGCGCCAGCUCGUCGCGUACGAGGGCGUUCCCACGAAUGUUGUGCGCACCGGUGGCCGUGUGGUGAUCCCCAAGGCGCAGCGUCACUACUGCUACCGCGGCGAGCGUCCCUACACGGUGCUGGGCAACAUGUGCAAGCACGUUGGCUGGAAGUACAGCGAUGUGGUGAAGAAGCUCGAGACUGCCCGCGUGGAGAAGGCAACCCGCCACCACAAGAGGACGGAGAAGCUGCGCGUCGCCUGGAAGACCGCUCGCAAGGAGGCCCUUGCGAAGGUCUCCAAGAACAACCUGCAGGUGCUGAAGAAGUUCGGCUACGCUUAG